AUGGGCAAUUCUUCGGCAGUUUAUAAAAUGCGCGAUCCUGUGCCCGAUGAAAGUCGAAACCUAAAUCAAUUUAUUUCCACAUCUAUACUACAUCAUUUGUACGAAGAUGCUAUCAAGCGCAACUUAGAGUUAUCCGAACAAACCGAUGACCCUCACGCCAAUUUGUUGUUAGGAUAUUACUACCAUCAUGGAUACGGUAUGAAUAAGAGAGAUUUAAAAAAGUGCUUUCAAUACUAUCAACGUUCCGCUAAACAGCAACAUCCUACCGCGCAAUACCUCCUCUAUCAAUUAUUUGUUAGCAAGUCUUCAUCACAGAAAGCAUUAUGGAUCAAAGCCGUUUCUGAUAAACAACUGGUACGAUUAAAAGUGCCCAUGUACGUUAAUUCAGCAUCCAAAGAUAUAUGCAGUUCACCAGCCCACAAGGAACUCAAACACAGGAUAUCAAACUCGACUUUAUGGAAGAAAGAAAUUAUGAAAUUAAAGCAUUCGAAGAAACGCCUGAUUGAAAGCAAUCGUGAUAGAAUUAUUGAAGAUAGACCAACAUUAUACAAUGAGUAUGGCUAUUUGUUGUGGAUAUUGAAUGAGAAUAAGGAUGUAGAGCAAUAUCAAGCUGCUGCUAAUUACUUUAAAAAAGCCGGGGAUAUGGGUAAUCCCAGCGGCUAUUAUAACAUUGCCAAUAUUAUUCAUCAUGUCGGUAACCUGAUAGGUAAGCAAGCUGAGGAAGCCCGACAAUAUUUAAUUCAGGCUGCUGAAAAUGGUCACGCCCGUGCUCAAUUUUUAUUAGGUUAUCAAGCUUUUUAUUCCAAAGCAUCAAAUGACGACCUUGAUGAUAACUAUAACGUAGCCUUUAACUACUUAGGUAUGUCGUCAAGAUUCCCUUAUGCAGAUACUUUAUGUUUAUUGGGUCAACUACAUUAUCAUGGCUUAGGAGGGAUUCGACAAAAUUUUACACUAGCGAUAGAACUUUUUGAGAAAGCGGUCACAGCGGUUGAUUAUGAAAAUCAUGAUGGAAAAAUAUUAGGUAAUUUUUUACUAGGAUUUAUGUACGAAAAAGGUAUCGGCGUUGAAAAAGACUUCGUGAUCGCCGCACAUCAUUAUGCAAUUGCUGCUAAAAUGAAUUACAGCAUGGCAAUGUGUCGUCUCGCCAAGUUAGUAGAAAAAGAUAGGCUUCCAAACUCUGAUAUUACGAUAGCAAUACAAUACUAUAACACUGUUGCGGAUUCUAGCGAUCAUGAUGCUGCAAGCUAUGCAUACUAUAGGCUGGGAAAGUUGUACUUCGGAGGCAAAUUGACUGAUAUGCGUGAUCAAAACAAAGGAAAUCAGUGCUUCCGGGCAGUACAGGCAAAUCAAUUUUUUUCAUCGAAAAUUAAUAAGAGAACUACCACUUGGUCAGAUUAUCAUAUUGGUCGGAUGCACGAGAAUGCUUUAGGCAUGGUAAACGACGAAAGGUUAGCCUGCGAUUUAUACAAAGACGUGGUGCAAAAAGCUAGAAGCACCUAUAGCAUCAUAGGUCGCCACUAUAUGGAAAAGGCAAUUAGAAGAUUGAAUAAGUUAGGGUUUCCUAUCGAUGAAGCUUUAAGAGCCGACCCUGUUUACGAGAUAAUCACUGACUCUGAUCCAGCAAAGGCUCAAGUAAUCAACCAUCCUACAUUCAGGCAACCUGACACUCCAGAUUGCAUUCGAAUUGAGGAAAAUCAAGCCUACGAACUAGAUAUGAACGAGUUAUUAGCAUCAAAGUGA
Messenger RNA from Trichoplax adhaerens, 1740 nucleotides. RefSeq lists its product as uncharacterized. The transcript has a single exon. NCBI's taxonomy places the organism in Eukaryota, Metazoa, Placozoa, Uniplacotomia, Trichoplacea, Trichoplacidae. The record is from RefSeq and is a predicted model, not a curated record. Bases 1 to 1740 code for a protein of 579 amino acids. Gene Ontology annotation, molecular function: protein binding.